Messenger RNA from Wyeomyia smithii (pitcher-plant mosquito), 6696 nucleotides. It is a transcript of the gene BuGZ, whose product is annotated as BUB3-interacting and GLEBS motif-containing protein ZNF207. NCBI's taxonomy places the organism in Eukaryota, Metazoa, Arthropoda, Insecta, Diptera, Culicidae. Bases 248 to 1645 code for a protein of 465 amino acids. The transcript is spliced from 7 exons. The record is from RefSeq and is a predicted model, not a curated record. Gene Ontology annotation, cellular component: nucleus. Gene Ontology annotation, molecular function: DNA binding.
UCCAUUUUUCUUCGUACUCAAGUUGAAGUAGUAAAAAAUUUGACUGUGAAUUCUUUACAAAAAAUAUCUGGUGAAAACCGCAAGAUUUCGGCUAAUUUUUAUAUAAAUUUAUCACUUAGGCUGUGAUAAUCAAUAGUAACUAGUUUUUAAGUUAUGUGAAGUGUUAAUCGUGUUAAAAAAUCAAGUUUUCAUCGCCCUAAAAGUUACUCCGCGUUUUGAGCAUCAGCAAAGGAAGAAAACUUCUAUAAUGGGUCGUAAAAAGAAGAAGGCAUCGAAGCCCUGGUGCUGGUAUUGCAAUCGCGAGUUUGACGACGAGAAGAUUCUGGUGCAACAUCAAAAGGCAAAGCACUUUAAAUGCCACAUUUGUCAUAAAAAGCUGUACACCGGACCGGGUCUGUCGAUACAUUGCAUGCAGGUACACAAGGAGUCGAUCGAUAAAGUUCCGAAUUCGCUACCUAAUCGGUCCAACAUCGAGAUCGAAAUAUACGGCAUGGAAGGAAUUCCACCGGAGGACAUUCGGGAGCACGAGAAGCAGAAAAACGGUGGUGGUGGUGGCCGCUCUGACUCCGACGACGAUGAGCCCGCUGUGAAGAAAACGAAACCGGACGUUCCAGUUUCUCAAGGGUUGAUGAUGCAAAAUAUGAUGCCACCGCAUAUGCAGCCGUACGGUAUGAAUCCGAUGAUGGCGACAAUGGGACACAUGCCCUAUAUGGUUCCACCCGGUAUGCCCAUGAUGCCUCCUAUGCUCGGAGGUCAUCCCAGGCCACUAUUCCCAGCAGCGGCGUCGUCAACGACGAUGGCGGCAAACCCGGCGAUCAACAAGGCGACUUUCCCCGCUUACAGUAGUGCCACGAUCAGUGCACCACCAACAACUAACACGGCCAAUGCUGCCAGUGCGGCAUCUGGGGAUGCGUCCAAAUCUUCCACUGUGAUACCCGCUACGGGAACAACCUCCAAAAUCGUUCACCCGCCGGAGGAUCUCAGUUUGGAGGAAAUUCGGGCACGUAAACCGCAGUACCACAAAAAGAUUAGUCUCGCAACGCAGCAGUUGCUGCAGCAGAAACAACAAGAGAAACAACAGCAACAUGCAGCAGCAGCCGUCGCUGCAGCAACGGCAGCCGUGCAGCAACAGCAACAGCAGCAGGUACAAGCACAGCUCAAGGCCUACUCAUCUGCGGCUGCCGUGAGUGGGACGACAACAAUGGUAACCAGUCAUCCUGGGAAGGACAGCCGGCUGCUAUCUCCACACGAGCAAGCAGCUGUCAUAGCACACGCUCAGGCUGCCGCCGCAAACCACCACCAAAAGCAGCUCGAGGAACUGAAUCGGGCGGCGAUGAUUCAACGGUUUCAGGCAGCGAAUGCAGCAGCCGCUUCCGCUGCGGCGUCUAGACCUGGAGUACCACUUGGAAUGGUACCAGUGUCGCUGAAUCCUCAAAUGCAACUUAUGCCACCUAUGAUGCGGCAAGGCCUUACCAUUGGUCCACCUGGAGCAGCUUUAUUAGGCGGUAACAUGCUCCGCCCUGGUCCCCCUCAAAUGGGCCUUGGUCCAGGCGGGUUGAUAACGCAGAUUCCCGGCAUGCCAGCUAUGAGUAUGAUGUUUCCUGGGCCUCCGAUGCUUCCGAUGUUACCACCCCGCUUCCGGUGAUCAGUUGAGGGUCCAACAGCGCUGUUGCUACCAGCCAACGAUUCUUCCCUGCUCAGCCUAGCUCUGCCGAUUUUAUUUCCGUAGAAGUUGAGCAGGAUGUCAACUAAUCACACUGUGAACAGUUAUGUAUUCAGCAGGAGCAACAGAUGUGAAUGCAAAACGCAUCGAGGAGCAGCAGCGAUUCUUAUAUGAAAGCAAGUGGCAAUUUUUCUCUAUUUAUGCAAUUGUAUAUCUUAUCACUUACAUAGCGAUUAGCGAUAAAUAAUAUUUAUAAGGCCUUUCACAAAUGUCUCUGUAGAGCGUGCGGUGUUAUAAGUUUUGCUAGAAGUUCUAAUCUGAAAAUUAUAGGUAUAUGAUGAAAUGUUUGCUAAGAUAUCAGAUAUUUUCGAUAAGUGAGCUGGUUGCAAUAGAACAGGGAUAGCUUGUAACAAUUAACUUGUCUAUUAGUGUUAGGAUAACAAAGACGACACAGUCGAGGAAAUUUUCUUCGACGAUCGUAUUUUUUUUAUGAUGGGUUAGUAUGAUAGUAUCAUGGAACAGUGUAAUCUCGAAUUCCCACUGUCUCAACGCCAGCAUAAUUUCGAAAGCAAUUUCAGGAGAAUCCUUUUAAGUGGGCUAAAAUCAAAGAAGUUGGUCAUUUGUAUGCAGUCGUUUAGACAACGAUAAGUUUGAUAUGCGCUAAUGGUACUAAUUAUUGCAGCCCGUUGAAAAGUUUCUAACUUUUUCUAAAAUCGAUAUUUAUACCAAUCUCGAAAAUUAAGCUGACAGAAUUUAUAUUCUUAUUAUAAUUACGCCAUAGUUACUCCACGUAUUCACAAAGGCUGUUUUAACGCAUAUAUAUUCGACAGGUUCUUUGCUUCUGUUCCGGUUUCUAGGUUACGCUUUCGAUCAAUAGAAUCGAUGCUAUUAGCCUACACACUACACAAGUUAUGAGAUCCCGUUCUUCGUUCAAAGGGUAUGUCACUUGUAGCAUUUUUAUACAUUUUCUUAUACCGGUAGAAACCUUCGCGAUACUUUGCUUAGAACAGCCGCCAGUAAAAUAAGAUACUUUGAGGUUUUUUUAUUUAUGAAAACACGAAGAAAAAUAUGGCUCUUUUGAACACAAAUUGCUUAAACACAUGGCCAUAUGUCAGUGCAACCCAUACUUCUCUACGUGUGUUCAAGAAAAUUAGUUUGGUCGGCGACUUUAUAUUCAAAGGCUAAUUGACGAAAGUCAGAGUUUUUCGAUAGAGCAAUCAAAAAUCAUCCAAACUCACAUAAUUUUCUAGACUCACCAAAUAACCAGCGUUUCAAUCACACACAGUACUAACAGUUUUUUAGAAGUAAGCAACUAUCGAUAUAGCCCAACAAUAAUCGUAUUUAUCCUGUACGUUUCGUUUGAACAGAGUUUUCUCAUAAAACACGAAUAAUAUCGCUAACGAUACACCUCCGCCAAGCGCCCUUACAAAGUAGGUACACGUAUGAAUCACUAUGCGCUAUACAUAGCUAUACGAUUCGUUAGACGCAAGGUAAGGGGUUAAAUUUAAUCGUUUACAACGCCAGUAAAGACAAAUUUAAAGAUAGCAAGACCGAAAAAUCAUCGCACUCUUGUUUUCGAUGUUGUCCGCACGUAGGACAGACGAAGGAUGUGUCCCCUCUAGAUACCAGUCCCUGCAAGUAUGCGCAUAAUUUUCAUGUCAUUUUUACUUUUCAUUCUUUUCAUCAAUUGAUUUUGCGGAAACUGGCGUCUUUUCUAACGCCUUCUGUAUAGGUUUAUAAGAAAGGCGAAGAAAAAUGACGUAGAAUUUUCACAUGCUAACCUAAUUUUACGAAGGGAUGUAACUGAUCAAUUUUCUCCAUUCGAUGGUGAAGGCUUUCAUUGUGCGUGUGCGUGUUUUUCUUUAUACGUCUGCGAUCAUUAUUUGCUGGAUGAAACUUUUUUUAAAUAUGUACUGCCUAUACACUUUUUUCUUUUUUUUCCUACACUUUCUUGUAAUGUGUUUUUGUUCAUCAAUAUUUUUGCUAUGCUGUGUUGGAAAACUUUGUAUUUCGGAAAAUAAUUUACCUUCUUAGAAAAGACAUCAAUUUAGUUUUGCAAACGCAUCGCUUUUGUGGUGUAAAAAUAAUUGGUAGUAAGGCGAAAAAAACUACAUCGGGUUUUGUAUUCGUUUCAUCUUGUAGGCUCAUCUUUUAUGUUUUAAAUCAUAUUUUUAUUUCAUUUUGACAUUAUUGUACUGUUUAUGUUUAUCAAUCAAAAACGCAUAUUUUGAACGCGUAAGUACACACUUCUUUUCCAUACAUUUUUAUUGUUUGAUUUUUUAACAAACUCGAAUCAUCCAUAUCUAUCCAUGUUCAUCGCUGCAGGCAAGUAAAAAUUAUUGGUAGUAGAUAUUAUAGUUGUAAUCGUUUUUGAAAUCGUAUAGUACAAGUGGUUGGAUGACUACAAAUGUGCAAUGAAAGCAAUAUUCAAUUCUAAAUUUAAAUCGAUACUUGAAGUUGGCUCUGUCUCGAGUUUUCUAAAUUUUUCACAUUUAUUUCAUACCGAUUAUAGUUCCUAUCGAAUCAAAAUUCCUUCAUGAAAAUAGACCAAAUCAGGUUCAAGAGUUCAAAUAUUAUUGAUAAUUAUAGAUAUUGUUUUGAUGUUGUUUUGCCAAUGUUACAGUGAAAAUUGUAUUGGUCUUUUAAUCAAAUCUGCUAGCUCUAUUUCUACCUUAUCAAUUUAAAUGAUCUUUGAGUUUUUGAGUUGUCACCUGGGCCUGGUUGUAAUGCUUGCCUUUCAAAGUUUCUUAUUGACAAAAAAUCUGCGAUUUAGUCGCUAUUGAAACAUUCAGGAGUAUUUUUAAAGGAUUUACGUAAAUAGCAUUAGUUGCGGGAAUUUGCUUCCAAAAAAAAAUUAUGUUUCUUCCGCAACAUGGAGGCAUACGGUUGCAGUUAUAAUUUAUAAACUCACUAGAUGCCACUAGUUCAUCCAACCGCUUGGCCAGGUUCUAGCAAUAGUCAUGUUUUGGUAUGCCAUCAUCCUCCAGUUCUUAGAGUUGCCGAUAGUAACUCUUGUAAGACCCAAGACUCACUUCAACUACUUUUGCUUUGUUUCUUUAUUCUUCAAGAUUCUCAAGCGAACGUUCGCUCUCAAGCCCCUUAGAACCCGAAACCAAUUCUCAAGAUUAUGAAAUGCCGGACCUGAUCGAAGAACUGAUAAGUACCUCCAGAACUUUACCUCAUUUUAUUAUUUUCAUCAUUUAAUCCCAAUAAUAUGUGAACAUUUGCAACAAUCUUAUCCGAGCUCAGAAGCUAAACGAUCCCAGGCAGGUGAUGGCCGAUUGCUUCCUUUUUUGGGGGCUUUUCGGAAUCACAAAUUUGAUGUUGGAUAUUGGUUUAUCCCUUGUCGAAAGUAGUUCGUUGAAGACCGUUCUUCAUAGCUUCGGUCGAAUCUUCAACCAACUUUUAUCGACAGGCGACACAUCGACGGGAGAAGAGUUGAGGCAAUGGUUGCAAUCUCGCAGCUCGGUCAAUAAAAAUAUCCCAGCUUCAAGUCUUCCCCCGGAAAAACCUUGUGUCACAUCAAUUCUGUUGAGUGGGAAGUCCCUUGUUGGUUUUUCACACCUUAUGAGUUGAAUUGCAGGCGUGGUCCAACUAACAGGCGAAAUUUCGGUUAUCGAAAUAUCACAGCUUCAAGUUAGUAAUUAUUUCAGUGUAACGGAGAAGGUUUCUAUUUAUUUACAUUUAAACAAUUAUUCUAUGUACUUUAUUGCAUAUACAUGCUACAAUAGGCAUUAUAUUAAUCACAGAGGCUGUUGGACUUUUCACCCCCUGCCUGGGUACGUUAACGUCGUUGAACCGGUUUAUGCUACUACAAAUGUUUUACUCUACCUAGGUUUACAAACUGAACGAAGUAUGCUGCUUAACCUGAGGUUUUUUCCAACAACUAUGAACUUACUCACCUAUUCUGUGACAUAAAUUUCUAUGUGAUCACACUAGAAACACUCUUCGAAUUUAUGAUGAAAGUAAUAUUUUGGUUAGACGUUUUCUUUUCCUUUGUAGCAGAAUAAUUUAUCCUUCGUAAUAUCCAAGUUAUCGCAUCAUGUUCGCUAACUGUGGUUUAAUCGAUUAAACAAAACAAAACCUGUGCAUAAAUUUAACAUAUAAGUUCGAAGAAUCAUAAUCCAAUAAAUUUGCAGAACACGAGUUUUGAAUAGCAUAACCUAUCCACAGAAUGGUGAUAGCUUAGAAACUAAAUGCGAACGUGAUUUCAAAUUUGUAGAACAGUGUUAGUCACCUAUUCAUGCUUCAAUGUAUGAGAAAAUAGAUUUUUCGCACAUUUUCGAUAUAUUCAUGCUUUGGACAAUUAACGAAAGGUUUUGUAUGGAAAGAAUAACUCUAUCCGAGUAUCAUGCUCGGUUAAUAAAGUAGUAUCGAUUUUGUAUAUGGUUCAUCAAGCAUUUAUGCUACGAAAUGAUAGAUUCCCGUGGUUUACCUGUAUAUUCCUUUCCCAUACCCUAAGCAUCGAAUCCAAAUCUUUCGCUAACUCAUUCGCACCAAGUGUCAGUUUUCCCAGGCUGUGUAACGUGUAAAGUAUUUUCUCAUUUUAUCGCUUAUCCAUUGUGAAACUCACACCCAGUAAUUGCUCAUCAUUAACAGCAUAAAAUAAAUCAAUCUAUUUUCGGUAAGGGGUAGAACGUAGAGGCAUUCUUCGAAACUUUUUGGCUACAUUUCAUUACGACAGCAAUGAUUUGCAAUUACAAACCAACAGAAAAAAUAUUAAGUAUAACUAACUACCAGAAAAAUAAGUAGCUGUUAUGCAUACUCGUAAGAUUAAUUGAAGUUGUUGAUGAUUAAAAAUAAAAGUGAUCGCUGAACUAGUGAAAAUUUGCAGCAAAGAAUAAGCAAUGCCGUCGGUUCGUUUCAACGCUUCGGUUGAAUCGUGCACUUUUACCAUACAAUAGCAUAAAAAUAUUAAUAUAAUAAUCUUAUUUUGCUUGAAAAACGAACCCAUCUGUAGUGCAACUUUAUUGAACGCAAAAAGUCUUCGAGAUAAAAUAAAAAUCAAUAAAAUAUUAAAUAGUGGAAACAAA